AUGUUUGGAUCCCACCCCGGCCACUCCUCGUGUGGAUCCACGCGCCACGAGCGGUCCCGAGCUCGUGGCUGUGGCGGUGCUUCUUCCUCCCACUCCCACCUCCACGGCAUCCCCGACCUUCCACCGCCACAGAGGCAAUACAUCAACGUGCCACAACGAAGUUGCAGAACAUGGGUGGCGGAGAUAAUCGACCGCAACGCCCACGAGAAGAUAUGGGUCGGCUCCUUCCAGUCCGCCGUGCAGGCGGUGCGACAGUAUGACAUCAUGUCGGUCCUCCUGCACGACACUGACGCUCGCCUCAACUUCCUUGAGGGGCUGCCGUGGAUGGAACCCGUCGACCCGACUGUGGCCACCGCACGGGAGAGGAGGGAAGACCGGGAGGCCCGCGAGCACCUCGUGGCAUCCCACGCCGUUGAGGACUACAUGGCGGAGCUCCGACGCCACUACUCGAAGCGCAUUGAGACCGAGCGCCGGCUGUACAUGCAGUACGCGGCUGGGACAAGGCCGGUCAUCGGUCUCUCCAGUGACUUCGAUGGCGGGUGUGACGGCGACGGUGGUGGCAACGGUGCACGACAUGACCCUAUGAUUUGA
This is a messenger RNA of Aegilops tauschii subsp. strangulata, 591 nucleotides long. The record is from RefSeq and is a predicted model, not a curated record. NCBI's taxonomy places the organism in Eukaryota, Viridiplantae, Streptophyta, Magnoliopsida, Poales, Poaceae.